AUGGAGGAAGUUUGUAAAUUUCAGUACUCCUUCAGCGUUGUCAAGGUCUUGUCGCACAGGGUUCCCAACCAAAGCAUCGCAUCGUUGCUAUCAAUGUGCGCUAAGACGAAGCCAGAGCCGUGCAAAGUUAUUCACUUAGUGAGAGACCCACGGGCCUUGAUAUUAUCCCAGAUGAAGUUAAAUUUCAUGCGGAGAAGCAAGCUCAAAAAUGGAAAGCUUCAAACACAGGACAUUCUAAAGCAUACUCAAAGAAUAUGUAACCGUAUUGACCAUAAUCUUCUUGAAAUCAAAAACCUUUCAGCUGACUUACUUCACCUUUACAAGGUACUUAGAUACGAAGAUCUGGUUUUAGAUUUAGAAAACACAACAAGAAAUCUAUUCACGUUUGCGAAAAUUCCAAUGAAGAUGGAAAUCUCAGACUGGAUCAAGACAAACACAAAAGCUAGCAGUGUUCCAUACCCAAGAAAACCUUAUUCCCCGUAUUCCACGCACAGAAAUGCUUCCACUCUUGUUGAUAACUGUAAACGAGAACUUAGUGGCAACGAUAAACAUUUUAUUGAACGGUAUUGUAUGUCUGUAAUGAAAAUCUUAGGGUAUUUGCCAAGCAAAGAAACCCGUGAAUUCCAAAGAUACUUCACCUCUUGA
Molecule: messenger RNA, 645 nt
Organism: Porites evermanni
Lineage: Eukaryota; Metazoa; Cnidaria; Anthozoa; Scleractinia; Poritidae
Source: the annotation of a GenBank genome assembly